This is a messenger RNA of Cyprinus carpio (common carp), 5961 nucleotides long. RefSeq names its product ubiquitin-protein ligase E3B-like. NCBI's taxonomy places the organism in Eukaryota, Metazoa, Chordata, Actinopteri, Cypriniformes, Cyprinidae. Gene Ontology annotation, biological process: protein polyubiquitination; ubiquitin-dependent protein catabolic process. The record is from RefSeq and is a predicted model, not a curated record. Gene Ontology annotation, molecular function: protein binding; ubiquitin protein ligase activity.
AAGUAAGAUCCAUAAUUCUCUUUGACUGAAUGCGGAUUUUUCCUAACGAAAAUGUUCCUCCGGAAGGAUUAGGAGGUUACACCGUUUAUGGAUUAGAGCUGCGGCGUCUGGCUCGCGCUUUUGUUUACAUCAGUUUUCCAUUUAUUCUCAAACGCUCAGAGUCCACUGGACCUCCAGAACAAAAAGUGUGAAUAUGUGACGGUAUUCCUGUGACCUGUGGAAGCAGAAGUAUUAGCAGUCACUACAUUAGGGCAAGUUUGGAGUGUAAACAUGUUCACCGCUUCCCAAACCUCCAAAACCCAGUUCCUGGAUAAAGCCAGGAUAGCACGGGAGGAAAGGAAAGGUUCUAAAGAGAAAGAGAAGGCUGCCACACAAAUCCAGGCCCUGGUUAGAAGAUUUCUCUGCCGUUGCAGACUGCAAAGAGAAAUAAGGAAAGAGGUGGAUGACUUCAUUGCAGUCAGCGACGCCGGUUCAACAAAAAGAAAUGCAUUGUCCAUCUUCAAAAUCGCUAGAAAGUUAUUAUUCAUAUUGAGCAAGGAGGAUAAGUUGAGGUUUGAGAAGCUGUGUAGAAUUAUACUAAGUAGCAUGGAUGUGGAGAACGAACCUAAAGUAUGGUAUGUAUCCCUGGCCCUUUCAAAAGAUCUCACCAUCCCCUGGCUGAAACAGAUCAAAGACGUGCUCUGGGUCUCUUGUGAAUUUCUGAAAAAACUGAAGCCUGACAUACUGCAAGAUAAUAAAUUAGUGACGCUGUACCUGUCAAUGCUGAUAACCUUCACUGACACAUCGACGUGGAAAAUCAUCCGAGGGAAGGGAGAGGCCCUCAAGCCUGCUUUAAACAGAAUUUGUGAGAACAUCAUGGGACAUCUCAAUCAGAAGGGCUUCUACUCUGUUCUUCAGAUUCUGCUUACAAAUGGAUUGGCAAGAUCCAGACCUUCCCUUUCCAAAGGAACCCUCACGGCCAUUUUUACGCUGUCACUCAGGCCUGUUAUCGCUGCACAUUUCUCAGACAACCUGCUGAGGUCUUUCCUUCUCCACAUCAUGUCUGUUCCAGCAUUCAUCUCGCACCUCAACACACUCACUCCAGAUUGUAUGGUCACUAUCCAAACCCAUGACCUUUUCCGCAAGUUUGUCUUGUUUUUAAGUCGAGAGGAGCAGUGCUUGGAUAUCUGUGUUUGUCUGGAAGGAAGCCACACUCUGUGCUUACUGGGUAACCUCAUUCAGCUGGGGUACUUUAAUGUAAAAGUUCUAGAGCAGGAAGCAGGUCACUUUGUCAAGGAUCUGACAGAUAUGUUGUCAUACUCUCAGAGAUAUGUGUUUCAGAAGAAAUCCAAUCUCACACACUGGCACCCAGUGUUGGGCUGGUUCUCCCAGACUGUUGACUAUGGGCUUAAUGAGUCUAUGCCGUUGGUAACAAAGCAGUUACAGUGUCUGUGGGGAGUUCCAGUGAUCUGCACUCUCUUCUGUGAUGUUCUCAGCAAAAAGCUAGAAACUCAAGAUCCCACUCCACCUCCCCCUGCUCCAUCAAGCUCAUUACAGAAUAAUCUGCCUGUCAAAAAUCUGUUCAAGCGAGCGUUCCAGAAGUCUGCAUCUGUGCGGAACAUCCUGAAACCAGUCGGAGGGAAGCGUGUGGACUCGGCUGAGGUCCAGAAGGUGUGCAGUAUUUGUGUGCUGUAUCAGACGGCCCUCACCACACUCACGCAGAUCCGCCUGCAGAUUCUCACAGGACUGACGUAUCUGGAUGAGCUGCUGCCUAAGCUGUGGGCAUUCAUCUGUGAGCUUGGCCCUCAGGGAGGACUCCGACUCUUCCUGGAGUGUCUCAAUAAUGACACGGAAGAGUCCAAACAGCUUCUGGCCAUGCUGAUGCUCUUCUGUGACUGCUCCAGACAUCUCAUCACAAUUCUGGAUGACAUAGAGGUGUAUGAGGAACAGAUUUCUUUUAAAAUGGAAGAGCUUGUUACCAUCUCCUCGUUCCUCAACACAUUCAUUUACAAGAUGAUCUGGGAUGGUAUUUUAGAGAAUGCCAAAGGAGAGAAGCUGGACUUAUUCCACAGUGUUCACGGCUGGCUGAUGGUUCUGUAUGAGCGGGACUGUCGCAGGAGAUUCACACCUGAAGAGCACUGGCUCCGCAAGGAUUUGAAGCCCAGCCUGUUGUUUCAAGAGCUGGAGAAAGGCAAAAAAAGAGCACAGCUGCUACUCCAGUACAUUCCUCACGUCAUACCACACAAAAAUAGGGUGCUGUUGUUCCGGAACAUUGUGACAAAAGAGAAGGAGACUCUAGGAUUAGUGGAAACAAGCUCCGCCUCUCCCCAUGUGACUCAUAUAACCAUUCGCCGCUCGCGCAUGUUGGAGGAUGGUUACGAUCAGCUGCGGCGUCUGCCUGUCAACUCCAUUAAGGGAGUGAUCCGAGUGAAGUUUGUGAAUGACUUAGGCAUGGACGAGGCUGGAAUUGACCAGGACGGUGUCUUUAAAGAGUUCUUAGAAGAGAUCAUCAAGAAGGUUUUCAACCCAGCGCUCAAUCUGUUUAAGACCACUAGUGGGAAUGAGAGAUUAUAUCCCUCCCCAACCUCCAGCAUCCACGAGAACCACCUUCAGCUGUUUGAAUUUGUUGGGAAGAUGCUCGGAAAGGCCAUGUAUGAAGGCAUAGUAGUGGACGUGCCAUUCGCCUCUUUCUUUCUCAGUCAGGUUUUGGGUCACCAUCACAGCACCUUCUACAGCUCCAUAGAUGAGCUGCCCUCUCUUGACUCAGAGUUCUAUAAAAACCUCACCUCCAUUAAGCGUUAUGAUGGGGAUGUCAGUGAUCUGGGUCUGACUUUGUCUUAUGAUGAAGAGGUGAUGGGGCAGUUAGUCUGUCAUGAGCUAAUUCCUGGUGGAAAGACCAUGCCUGUCACUAAUGAAAACAAGAUCAGCUACAUCCACCUGAUGGCCCACUUUCGCAUGCACACCCAGAUCAAGGAACAGACGGCCGCAUUCAUCAGGGGCUUCCGCAGCAUCAUCAACCCAGAGUGGCUGCACAUGUUCUCCACCCCUGAGGUCCAGAGGCUCAUCUCUGGAGACAACGCUGAGAUAGACCUGGAUGAUCUCAAGAAGCACACGGUGUACUACGGAGGUUUCCAUAGCAGCCACAGAGUCAUUCUUUGGCUGUGGGACAUUCUCUCCAGUGACUUUUCCCCUGAGGAGAGAGCCAUGUUCUUGAAGUUUGUCACCAGCUGCUCAAGACCUCCUCUGCUUGGAUUUGCCUACCUCAAACCCCCUUUCUCCAUCCGUUGCGUGGAAGUGUCAGAUGAUCAGGACACAGGUGACACUUUAGGUAGCGUUCUGCGCGGCUUUUUUACCAUUCGUAAGAAGGAGCCAGGUGGUCGCCUCCCUACAUCCUCCACCUGUUUCAACCUGCUCAAGCUGCCCAACUACAGCAAGAAAAGCAUCCUCAGAGACAAACUCCGCUACGCAAUCAGCAUGAACACUGGCUUUGAGCUUUCAUAACCCAACAAGUUUAUUCUACCCAUACAAACUCAUCCAUCUACAAAUACGAAAACUGGCAGUGGCUGAGCUAAAGUGGCCUCACAAAGGUUGAAGUUGGAGACAUAAUGAUUUCAAUCUUGCUUUGUUGACAUUUUGGCCUUCAGCUAAGACCCUUAAACUUGAGUUGCUCAAGGAGAAUUUUUUCAUCACUUUGUAAUCUGUCUUGUCUACCAAAUGGCAAGUGAAUGAAGCAACAUACACACGUGUCCAGUCAGACUUAGAGACUUGGAGAAGUUCAACCAUAGAAGUAUAUUAAAAAGUGUGAACAUUUAUCUACAGAGUUGUUUUUGAACCACUUAAAGGUCCAUAUUUAGUGUCAUGUUCUUCAUUCUCAGCAUUUGAAGCCAAAAGAGCUCCAAACGCCUUAUACAAUCAGUUUUAAACCAGCUCAAUUUAAUGUUGUCAAGUCAGGAUCCUUCUGACCCCUAAUACAUCAACUUCAUUUGAAUAACUAAAUGGGGCUUAGUCUUUAUUGGCUUCUAAGCACUGCGUCCUUUCGUUGACAAACACUCCUAAACCUCCUCUUAAAGUUACAGAAGAUACAGCGGUGGAUGUACAGAUCUGCAGAAACAGUUCAGCGUUGUCUCUCAGGUCUCCGUGUCUCACUUCUCCAGGAAGGGAACAGGAAAGCAAUACUAAAGCACUGCAAGCCAUACAACUCAAGACACAAAUGAGGCUUUUGCCUGUUUGUUAGGCAAAUGCUUUCAAGCCCAUAGCUGAAGCUUGAGGACUUGAGGAUCGAGCUUUAAGAGGAAACCCAGCACUGUUGAUCGACUUAAGCGUGUCAGAGCCAGCAGUAUGUCAGAUAUGAGACGUCCCUGCAGAGAUACACUUCUCCUUUACGACUUUCUCUUCACAUACACUACAGAGCCCUUUCCAGAAUCGGCCUCAUGUCAUAGUGACAUUUCUUUUUGCUCAUGAUAUUAUACUCAUUAUUCUGUUCAUGCUUUUUAGCCCUAACGCUGUCUUCAUGUCAAACUCAUGUAUUCAUUAAGAUCAAUUCCUUGUCUUGGACUUUUUAAUUGAUGAAGGUGGACUGGCUAACCACUAAAAGGAAUUUUACUCAUGACAAACCACUCUCCCUGUCAUCUCCCGCUAACUCUUUGCUCAUCAUUGCGGUGUAUACUACUGGAUUUAAGCCAUACAGUAGAGAUGCCUAGCUAUCAAACCAGCUCUCAUAGGGACUUUUCUUAAAGGGAAAGUGUUGCAGUGACUUCCCUGAAAGGUUCAGUGGAAUCUCACGAAAUGUUUUUCCAGGAGACAAAAAAAAAAUCUCCCUUUGCAUGAUGUCACUAAAUGAUUAAAAUGAUUCCGUGUCACAGAAUUCAUAGUCUGCUGUUGAUAUUGCGUUGAUUGUUCUUUUUCCAUUGUUUUGUUAUAAAGAAGGUUAGGGUUAAUCUGUUAAGAAAUGUUUGGGUUGUUUUUUUCCCCCCAAAAUUUAAAGAAAAUUACGUUUUGCAAAAAGGAAGUGAAGCCCACUUUUAAGUCUGUUAAGAUUUAAAUUAACCAUCAAGAAAACAUCAUGGUAGUAUUUAUUCACGGAUGUUAUUUGAACUAAAAUUAUUAUUUUUAAUCAUUGUAUCAGGCUUCAUUUUGUUAAUGCAAAAUAUGAUUUCUUACUUUGCUUUCCUUUGAUUUUGGGGUGAAUUAUGGCCUGGACAUUUCUUCAUGAGAUUCACCCUUGGUUUCAGGUCUUUAAAAAGCAGUAAUCGGCUGUAGUUAUUCCAGAAUAUUUAUUGUAUGCAAACCCUCUUUCCCUUUGUAUGCCGUAUAUGCAAAAUUAUAGAGGUAAACAUUGUCUGCCCAGCCUCCUCCAUAAAUCAAGGCAUGGAAGUAUCUUCUGAUGUAUAGAGUCCUUUGUAGAUGUAAAAAACUGGCUUUAAGCUCAUGUAACUUUUUUUGUAUGCAUUGCUGUUUAUGUUAAGUUAUAAAUGUACUGUCCUAAUGCACAAGGGCUUAGGCUGAGUCCAAUAGCAGAGUUUUGUAUUUAAAUUAACAGACAUUAACAUGCUGUUCCCUUUGAAAGAUGUUCAAGUGCUCUAGUUGGUGUUAUGGAUGAGGAAUGUGUUUGGCAUAAUGCUGUAAAUGCAAAAAUAUUCACAUGGACUGUGCUGUGUAUGGUGAAACGACUCAGCUGAAUUUCAUGAUGUCACAGAAUCCUGCUCUCUCUCUGAUAGGGAUGCAACAACCUUUAAAGUGUCUGGUCUCUAUUCCUUCGCCUGAUGAUGAAGUGUCUUUUGAAUUUGGUUGCACUACGUGAACUGCAGGUUGUUAUAUACACAGUAUAUUACAAAGCAAUGGCAUUGUAAAGUUCUUCAUGUGUACAGUAAUGUUUCCUCUGUAAAAUGUAAACUUGAUUGUCGAACAAACAUACAGAUAUUUGGAUAUCCAAAUCUUAAAACUUUACUAAACAACAAAGAAUGUGCACUGUCAUUUAUUAUU